CCCCGAGAGUACAUCGCGUUCUCUGUUCCGUCCGUCGUCUGUGACUUAUCUUCCGUCGUUUAUCAACUAUGAGACUCUCGCGUGUUGCUGUUGUCGGCCUUCUCUUUGUCGCUGCCCGUAAUGUCCACGCUCAACGUACCAACACCUUGACAAGCAACAUCAAGCUCAGCACAAACACUGUCACCGGCAUCCUUGUCCAGUCCCCAACUACAACAUCGUCCACGGCCACGCCGGCACCGGUGCUUGACGUCAUUCAAGCGGCGAUUGAAGCCGGUGCCACGUCCCAGCAAGCCGCUGUCAUCGCUGUCGCGGCCGACACGGGUGCUACUCUUGGCGCUAUCGUCGAAACGGCUAUCGCCGUCGGUGUCAGUCCGUCUGUCGCUACUGCCGUUGCUGCUGCGGCCGACUUGGCGGCGGGUGUGGGUGCGGAUGCCAUCACCAUUGCUCCUAUCGCCGACGUCAUCGAGGCCGCCCAGGAGGCUGGUGCGUCGCUGACCCAGGCUGCUGCCCUGGCCGAUGCCGCGUCGUCGGGCGUCUCGGGCAACGACCUCGUUGCCGUCGCCUUGGAGGUCGGUGUCAACGCGCUGGAUGCCGUCAACAUCGCCGCUGCUGUCGAAAUUGCGGUUGAGACGCCUGCGCCCAUCAUCGAGAUCAUCCAGGCUGCGCUCGACUCGGGUGCGAGCCUCGGCCAGGCCGCUGCCAUUGCGGUUGCCGUCAACUCGGGUGGCUCGCCUGCUGAAGUGCAGAUCGCGGCCAUCGAGGCCGGUGCUCCGCUCUCGGUUGUGUCGGCGGUCGUCUCGGCCGUGUCGUCGUUCACGCAGUCGACGGCGGGUUCGUUGAAUGCCACGCCGGCCCCGGUGCUUGAAGUCAUCCAGGCGGCGAUUGAAGCCGGUGCCACGUCCCAGCAAGCCGCUGUCAUCGCUGUCGCGGCCGACACGGGUGCUACUCUUGGCGCUAUCGUCGAAACGGCUAUUGCCGUCGGUGUCAGUCGUCAAGUGCAAGCGCCUGCUCCGAUCGCGGAUAUCAUUGCCGCCGCCCAUGACGCGGGUGCCUCCUUGCUGCAAGCAGCCGCUGUGGCCGAUGCCGCGUCGUCGGGUGUCACGGGAACGGUUGCUACCGCUGUGGCGGAAGCAGCUGCAACCCCGGCACCUAUCGCCGUUGUCAUUCAAACUGCGUUGGAUUCGGGUGCGAGUUUGAACCAAGCCGCCAUCAUUGCCACAGCAGUGGAAUCCGGUGCCAGUCAAGUUGGCAUCCUCAGUGCGGCGCUUGCGGCGGGUGUCUCCCCAAAGGAUGCCAUUGUCAUUGCCUCGGCUGUGGUCUCAAGCAACGGCUCUGGUACGGGGUCGCUUGCCGCCCAAACGAAGGCUGUGUUUAACGCUGCUGAAGGCACAGGCGCUAGCCCCGAGCAAGCUGCGGUGCUCGCAGUCGCGAUCCAAACCGGCGCGACUGAGGCCGAGAUUGCCGACAUUAUCAAGAACAACGGCGUCGGCUCAUUGAAGGCUGACAUCAUCGCCUCGACGCUGAGUGCGCUUACCCCUGGCAGCGCGGCCAACAUUGAAAAGGUCGACGAGCCCGAAAAGAUCAUUUCGAACAGCGAGGACGCCGGUAUUCCGCCGGGGGUCGCCGCGGAGAUCGCUGUUGCUGCCGGUCAGGGCGAGACAAAGCAGCAAAUCGAGCAACUGGGCGUCGACGCGGGUGUCUCCGCCCAGAUCGUGUCGAACAUUUUUGCCGGCAUCUCCACGGGGUCCCACAAAUCCGAGCCGGAACCGGCCACCGACGACAACACGUUGCCAGCGUACAACUUUACGCCGGCGCCGACAGCCGUGGGCACCGAAGUCGACACGCCAUCCACGACCGGCGGUGUGUUCCAAAACAUUGUCGCCUAUUUGACGUCGGCGCCCGCGACGCCGAGCCUCCGAUCGCGUCCGCAGUGCGCGCCGACGGCGUAA
This is a messenger RNA of Saprolegnia parasitica CBS 223.65, 1949 nucleotides long. RefSeq lists its product as hypothetical. Lineage: Eukaryota; Oomycota; Saprolegniomycetes; Saprolegniales; Saprolegniaceae. The transcript is spliced from 3 exons. The record is from RefSeq and is a predicted model, not a curated record. The coding region runs from base 69 to 1949 and encodes 626 amino acids.